Molecule: messenger RNA, 3033 nt
Organism: Plasmopara halstedii
Lineage: Eukaryota; Oomycota; Peronosporomycetes; Peronosporales; Peronosporaceae
Product: alpha-aminoadipic semialdehyde
Exons: 1
Coding region: 1-3033 (1010 amino acids)
Cellular component (GO): cytoplasm
Molecular function (GO): saccharopine dehydrogenase activity
Source: RefSeq, a predicted model, not a curated record
AUGAAGAACAAGUGUAUUGGCAUUGUCCGCGAGGCUUACAAUAAAUGGGAGCGGCGUGCGCCUCUUACGCCCGCGCACGUCAUGGAAUUGGUGACGCGCGGUGUACAGGUUUUGGUACAGCCGUCCACUGCUCGCGUCUUUUCUGACGACCAGUAUGCUCAUGCUGGUGCAACAAUAUCUGAAGAUCUGACGCAAGCCAACGUCAUUGUGGGCGUCAAGCAGGUGCCUCAACCAGCUUUACUGGCCGAUAAGACGUAUCUUUUCUUUAGCCAUACCAUCAAAGCGCAGCCUGAGAACAUGGCCAUGCUAGAUACCGUGUUGCAACGCCACAUUACACUCAUAGAUUAUGAAUGUAUCACAGAAGAGAGCGGCAAGCGUCUGAUUUCGUUUGGUGGAAACGCAGGUCGAGCAGGAAUGAUUACAGGGUUUCGGGGCCUUGGAGAGCGUCUUAUCAACAUGGGUAUAUCUUCACCCUUUGUGAACGUCGCCUCCGCUUACAUGUAUGCCGACUUGGAGCACGCAAAAGAUGCAGUUAAAGCUGCAGGGAGUCAGAUUAAAAAUGACGGCUUGCCAAAACAUUUGGUACCGAUGACGAUCGCUUUCACGGGGAACGGCAAUGUGUCGAGAGGAGCACAAGAGAUUUUUAAGCUCAUGCCACAUAAAAUGGUGCAUCCGUCCGAGCUGCCAAAGCUACCAAAGAAUAACCACAUUCUUUACGGCACAGUGAUUGAUGAUCCUUCUUACUUUGCAAAGCCACGGGCGGAUAUAGGAGAGACGAUACGAGCGCACUAUUAUCAGAACCCUCAUCAGUACGAACCCGUUUUUCACCAAAAGGUGUUACCGUACACUUCGAUGCUCGUAAACUGCAUGUAUUGGGAUGAUCGCUUUCCCAGAUUAAUCACACGAGAGCAACUCCGUGAACUUCGCAAAACUGGAAACCACCAACUGCUAGGCAUCGCGGAUAUUUCGUGCGACAUCGGUGGUAGUGUUGAGUUUUUAGAAAGGAUCACAAGAAUUGAGCGUCCUUUUGCACUAUUUGAUGUCACGGAAGAAAAGAUGCGCGACGAUGGAGAUAUCCGAGGCCUUGAGGGAGACGGGAUCAUUAUGAUGGGUGUUGAUAUCUUGCCGAGCGAGCUGGCGCGCGAAUCGAGUCAACAAUUUGGUGACCGCCUAAUUGACUACAUCAUCUCUCUAUCGUCUCCUUCUUUGUCCAAUGUUCCCAUUUACGAGCGGAUUGAGCUUCCUGCUGAACUUCGUCGUGCUUGCAUUGCUAGCGAAGGUAAACUUGCACCUAAGUACGAGUAUAUUCAUCGGAUGCGGGCCGAGAGAGACCGCAGGAAGCAAUAUCAAUUCUUAAAUGCGCAACAAGAGGUUGCUGGAAGUACAUGCCUUCUACUUGAAGGACAUCUUUUUGAUUCUGGAUUGAUCAAUCAGGUACUUAAUCUCAUUGAAGACCAUGGUGGAGGUUUUCACCUUGUCGAAUGUAAAGUCCGUCCGAAUUUGGGCGUUGGUGAUGGAGGUGUUAGCACUGUAUCGAUUGCAAUCGUGCAGAUUAGUAUGUGCGGUCGCGAAGAGUUGGAUGCGAUUAUUACAAAAAUCCAGUCUCUUGCAGAGCUGACAUCGGGUGCAAAUGCUACUGUAACAGAGCUACCCGAUUUUUGUGGGACGGAUUUUUCGAAAUCGCGUGGUUCUACGGAAAGAAACACAGCCAAAACAGGUAAUGUAUCUGUCUCUACUUCGAGAAAGCGAAGAAUUGUGUGCUUUGGCGCUGGAUUGGUGGCGUCUCCACUCGUGGAGUAUUUAUCGCGUGAGCAAGAAAAUGAGGUCUACAUAGUUUCGGGAAUCGAUAGCGAAUUGAAGAGGAUAGAACGCAAUAUCUCUCGGCACAACAUCAAAUCGCAGGUCGUAAACGUGGCUGAAGACAAUGUAAGUGUCGACAAGCUUUGUGCAGACGCUGAUUGCGUUGUGUCGUUGUUACCGGCGACGUUGCACACAACAAUCGCCAAGCACUGCAUUUAUCAUGCGACACCUCUGGUGACAGCGAGCUAUGUGUCACCUGAAAUGAAACAGCUGGAUGGUAGUGCAAAGAAGGCAAACAUUCCUAUUCUUUGCGAAUUUGGUCUUGACCCUGGAAUGGAUCACAUGAGCGCAAUGAAGGUUAUUGACGAAGUCAAAGCUCAAUUUGGGAGAAUUAUGUCGUUUUCGUCCGUCUGUGGUGGACUUCCAGCCCCUGAGGCUGCAGAUAACGCCAUUGGAUACAAAUUUAGCUGGAGUCCGCGCGGUGUUCUUACUGCGGCACUUAACGCGGCUAAGUAUCGCAAAAACGGUGAGAUUAUUUAUGUAGCAGGUGAAGACUUGCUGAACUGUAGUGAACGUGUUAAUUUCUUGCCGGCCUUCAACAUCGAACAGAUCCCAAAUCGUGAUUCCCUCCCUUACGGCGAUAUAUACGGCAUUCCAGAAGCCCACACACUCUACCGCGGCACCCUGCGCUACGGUGGCUGCUGUCAAAUUCUGUAUCAGCUACGCAAACUUGGCCUUUUUAAUAUGGAUCCGUCAACGUCCAUUCCAGCUACUUGGCCAGAGCUUCUCAGGCAGCUUGGUGGCCAUCACGAUCUUCACGAGGACGCUCGCAACUUUCUUCAGUGGCUUGGUGCUUUUGAACACUCGACACCAGUCGUCAAAUCACCUUCUAUUCUUGAUGCGUUUUGCGCAUUGCUCCAAGACAAGUUGGCCUAUCAGCCUGGCGAACGCGAUAUGGCCAUCAUGCACCAUGAGUUUGACAUUGAGUACAAUGAUGGCAGAAAGGAGCUACGCACGUCAACGUUCAUAGGUUACGGCUCAGAGAAGGGUGACACAAUUAUGGCCAAAACUGUCGGUUUGAGUGCUGCCAUCGGCGUGCAAUUGAUCCUUCAAGACGCAGUUCGGGGCCGCGGUGUGCUUAUCCCCACGACUCCAGACAUUUAUGGCCCAGCACUUGCGCAUCUUGGAGUCGAAGGCGUGCAUUUUAUUGAGAAAACAUUUUCAAAACAUUAA